This is a messenger RNA of Oryzias melastigma (Indian medaka), 2124 nucleotides long. It is a transcript of the gene efcc1, whose product is annotated as EF-hand and coiled-coil domain containing 1. The transcript has 8 exons. The record is from RefSeq and is a predicted model, not a curated record. Lineage: Eukaryota; Metazoa; Chordata; Actinopteri; Beloniformes; Adrianichthyidae. Gene Ontology annotation, molecular function: calcium ion binding. The coding region runs from base 178 to 1968 and encodes 596 amino acids.
UUUGAUACUUUUGCUUGCCAUAGCGCUGAACCAGUCCGCGCGAGGACCGUUUACACACCUGGUGGUAAUUAGGCGUCGUGCGCGCGCCCGCGGCCUCUGAGGGGGCGGGACCUCGUUCACAUCUGCUCCUCUGCGCUCCCCGGGUCUGAUCCAGCCGCGCGGAGGAAAUGUUCGGGCAUGGACGCGGCGGACUGCAGUGACCCGUACGGCCGGCCCGCGCGCAGGACGCAGUGGAUCGUCAGCACGCUGGCGUACCACUACGGACUGGACCGCGGGGUCGAGAACGAGAUCAUAGUCCUGGCCACCGGGCUGGAUCAGUAUCUGCAGGAGAUCUUCCACCACCUGGACUACCGCGGCGCGGGCAGGAUCCCCGCGGGGGACUUCAGCGCGCUGUGUGAAGUUCUGGGACUGCAGCGGGACCCGGACUGCGCCGGGGUGUUGGACGGGUUACCCGGAGAGCUCUCCUUCAGGCUCUUCCACGCCCGGCUGUGCGGAUACUUCAGCUCCAAGGCGGGCUGUCGCUACGAGAACGGGCGGCUGCUGGUCGGGGAGGACGGCGAGCACAUAGAGACUCAGAUCCGGCUGAGGACCCCCCUGAAGCGCCGGGAGAAGCUGCUGUCGGUGGGGGCCGGCGGCGGCUCCUCUCCCUGCGCGGAGGAGCGCCACGCCCCCGGCUGCAGGCUGGGCUCCUGCUCCAGGGAGUGCUACGAGGAGAUCGUGGCGCUGGAGGAGGCCGAGGACCGCAUAGGAAAGCUGGAGGAUGAGAACGCCAGUUUGAGGGAGCUGAUCGAGGACAUGCGCGCCGCCCUGCAGAGCAGCGACGCCCGCUGCCUGGCCCUGCAGGUAGGACUCUGGAAAAGUCGCCUCAAACAGAAAGCAGAAGAAGGAUGUUUUGUUUCGGAGCAGAGAGCUGUGGGUCUGCAGAACACGGUCCAGGAGGUGGGUCUUCUGCACCACUCCAGAGGCUGGCUGGUGGAGGACGCCCUGCGAUGCAGUCAGAGACUGGAGCAGGAGCUGUGGAGCUCCAGGGAGACGGUGGCUGCUCUACAGAGGGAGCAGCUGUCCAUGAGGAAAAAGGUGGAGGAGGCCAGGCAGGCGCUGCGCAUCAGCCUGAGUAAAGUGAAGGAGCUGGAGGUGAAGGCCCGUGAUGUGCCAGCCCUGCAGAGGCACAUCCUGCAGCUGAAGUCAGAACUGCUCUGUCACAGGUCGGAAGCAUCCAAACUACAACUCCCAGGAAGCACUGGGGCAGAGCUGAGUGCCAACACCAGAGCGAGCCGGAGGUGUUGCUCCGACACCCGCCAUGACCGCUGUUCGCCCCCGGGCUGUGCCGUCACUACCCCUGACAAGAUGGAGGAGCAGCUCUUCCGGUCGGUGGAGGGCCAGGCAGCUUCAGAUGAGGAAGAGGAGAAGUGGAGCGACCACCAGCAGAGGCAGGUUGACGAGGUGAAGCGAAUCCUGACACGACUCUCCAGCUGCAGUGAAGGGUGUGAAAACAGGACGAUCAGGAAACUGAGGUCUCAGCUGGAAAGCUCCCGGAGUGAUCAUGGCUGCAGCGCCGUGCUGGAGCUCCUGCGGAGGAGGCUGGAGCUGAAGGAGGCCCAGCCAGAGGUCACCGCGGAUCAGAUGAAGGAGUCUCAGGUCCAGGAGAAGGUCGAGGAGACGGGGCUCCUCCAGGCAGAGCUGCACAUGCUGGAGACGGGGAAGGUUCGCCUGUCGCUGCUGGAGGAGAAGCUUGCAGACGUCCUUCACUUCCUGCAUGAGCUCAGAGACCUGGAUGUCUCCCGGAGGUCCCUCGGGAAGAUCCUGGUGAGCACGUUGGAGUCUGGCAGUGACCCCCAGCACAGCAAAGCCCACAUCCUGGAGGUGCUCAAUGCUCUCUGUCAUGAACUGGCUUCUUGUGAAGUUCUGCCUCCAGGAGGCGCGCUGGAGUCGACCUCAAACCAGCAAACUCUCCUCAUCUCCUGCUAAAACAAGACUGUCCCCCAUAAAACUCUUCAGUUAGGAGUCAAUAACCAGGCUGAUGGAUGUAAAUGAUGUAUCAUAAUGUAGCUCGUAUAGAUGUGAAGCUUUAAUCAUCAUAACAAACUGCUUUCAUUAUAAGAUAAUAAAGUGGUAAAAGACAAA